Molecule: messenger RNA, 958 nt
Organism: Centruroides sculpturatus (bark scorpion)
Lineage: Eukaryota; Metazoa; Arthropoda; Arachnida; Scorpiones; Buthidae
Product: mitochondrial tRNA-specific 2-thiouridylase 1-like
Exons: 6
Coding region: 5-934 (309 amino acids)
Biological process (GO): tRNA wobble position uridine thiolation
Cellular component (GO): mitochondrion
Molecular function (GO): sulfurtransferase activity
Source: RefSeq, a predicted model, not a curated record
UGAAAUGAUUGAUGAGUAUAAAAAAGGCAUAACACCAAAUCCAGAUGUUUUAUGCAAUAAAAGAAUUAAAUUUGGUAUUUUUUGGAAGUAUAUGAUUAAUCAACUUAAAGUGGAUGCUAUUGCAACAGGUCAUUAUGCACAGACUAGUUUUGGAGAAGAUCUUGAAAAUUAUGAUCCUCAUAAAGGUGCAAGAUUAUUACGGGCGGUCGAUGACUUUCGAGAUCAAACAUUAUUUUUAUCACAGAUACCUCAAGAAGCACUUCAGAAGUCUCUCUUUCCAGUUGGUGGAUUAAUGAGGAAAGAUGUUCAAAAAAUUGCUUCUGAAAUUUCACUAACGAAGAUACUAAAAAAGAAAAAGAGCACCGGCAUCUGUUUCAUUGGAAAAAGAAAUUUCCAGAAAUUUAUUAAUGAUUACAUAGAACCAUCAGUUGGAAACUUUAUUGAUAUUGAAACAGGUUCCAUUGUUGGACAGCAUACAGGUAUUCAUCAAUGGACAUUAGGCCAAAGAUGUUUGUUGCCUGGUUGUAAAGUUGCAUAUUUUGUUGCAGAAAAGAAUCCAUUAUCACAAGAUAUUUUAGUGGCACCUGGUGGUGAUCAUCCUAGCUUAUAUUGUGAUACUAUUAUUGUUGAGAAUCCAUAUUGGAUUAACAGAGUACCAGAAGAUUUACUAAGAACUAAGAAAUUAAAAUGUAAAAUAAGAACUCAACAAGGAUACAGAUAUCCUCUUGAGAAAUGUCAAGUGGAUGUAAUUGAAGAUGAUAAAUUAUUCAUUAAAUUUGAAAAUCCCCAGAGAGCUCUUACACCUGGACAGUAUGCUGUAUUAUAUCUAGACGAAGAAUGCUUGGGAAGUGGAAGAAUUACUCAACCAGGUCCAUCCCUAUACGAUUUACAAACGAAUAAAAAUACUGAACUUAGUUUCAUUAGUACAAAAUAAUUUUAUUUAAAUAAAAUUAAAAAA